Penicillium taxi is the source of this 216-nucleotide messenger RNA. RefSeq lists its product as uncharacterized. Bases 1 to 216 code for a protein of 71 amino acids. Lineage: Eukaryota; Fungi; Ascomycota; Eurotiomycetes; Eurotiales; Aspergillaceae. The transcript has 2 exons. The record is from RefSeq and is a predicted model, not a curated record.
AUGAACACACGAAUCGACUAUGUGAUAUCCAGUCCUUCAGUCUUGAAAUUUUACACCAAUCACCCUGCGCACAUGAGCAAUGACCUCGAUUUGGGCGUUGAAGCAGGUCAAUGCAGCCCUGCCCCAAAUGAGCCUAACUUGAAUAUCGUUGUGAUUCAGACCGGCGGGUUCUUACUGCUUUGGCAUGCAAUGAUAGACGACGAUCUUCUAAGAUGA